AUGUUUGACAAAUUGAAGCAGAAGUUUGAGAAACUGUCGGUAGGCGGGUCUUCCGGGGAGCCAAUUCCCACGGAAGAAGUUGUUUUUGGCGAAGAGCUACCUGAAGAGGUGGUAUACAAGUACAGGUAUAACCACGGUGUAAAUUUGGGGUCCCUCUUUGUGUUGGAAGAGUGGAUCUUCAACUCCGUGUUUGAACAUGGCGGCGGUAAUGAGUUCGAUGCAGUUAACAACUACUUGAAAAAUGGCAAGUCAGAAGAUGAAGUAGCCAAGAAGUUACAGGAUCACUAUCAUGACUAUAGCUGCAGAAUUGAUUGGGAUUGGCUAAAGAAUGAAGUUGGAAUCACAGCCGUCAGAGUGCCAAUUGGGUAUUGGCACGUUAGAGAUGGUGAUUUGUUAUCUGGGUUGCCAUUUGAACCAUUGAAAAAGGUAUAUCAUUUGGCUAAGCCCACAAAUUAUUUGAAGGAUAUUAUAGAAAGUGCAAGAAACCGCGGGAUCGGUGUCUUGAUCGAUAUUCAUGGGCUACCAGGUGGUGCUAAUGGUGAUGGCCAUAGUGGGUUUCCAAAUCGUGGAGCAGACUUCUUCAGAAAUAGUGGUUAUAUAGACAGAAUUUGUAAUGACAUCAUCCCUGCUAUAAUUGAAGACAUAUGCAAACCAAACAAGAAUGUUAUCGGGUUACAGGUUGUGAAUGAAUCUGUUUUUGAUAAUAACGCCCACGGCCAAAAAAAUUACUAUAAGCGGGCUAUUCAAACAAUUGCAAGUAACCAACCAGGGCUGCCAGUCAUUAUUUCAGAUGGUUGGUGGCCCCAACAAUGGUCUGAUUGGUUAAAGCAGGAAAAGUUAGACUUAGUGACAGUAGUUGACACGCAUGUUUAUAGAUGCUUUUCAGAUGAGGACAAAAAGAAAUCUGCUGAUCAAAUUAUAAACGACCUGGAGGGAUCAACCAGUUUUCCUAAGAAUGAUGCCGAUUUUGUUGUUGGUGAAUUCUCUGGAGUUCUUGAUGAAGAAACAUGGAAAAAAUCACCUGGCGAUCGGAAUGAGUAUGCCAAACAAUUUUUGAACAAGGAAUUGGAGGUUUUCUCUAAAUCAUCAUCAUGGGGAUGGUUUUUCUGGACACUACAAUUUAAGUAUGGCGAUGGUGGUGAAUGGGGUUUAAAGCCAAUGUAUGAGCGUGGUGGAAUAAAGAAGAGAUCAACACAAAACAAUCUGAACAUUGACGAUAACAGAGUUAGACAGAUUAUUGAUGAACACAUCAACUACUGGAAGGAUAAAGGUGGUGACAAGUUUGAGCAUUGGAGAUUCGAAGAUGGGAUUAAUUCAGCAAUAUCAGAUAUCAAGGAGUUUGCUCGGUUUGACAAUUCUAGACUGGGAAGAUGGCAUGCGUGGAAGGCCCAAAGAAGGAACGAUUAUAUGAAAAAGAAAGGCGAUAGUGAAUACAUGUGGGAGUGGGAUCAAGGUUAUGACAGAGGUAUUGCAGAAUUCAAUUUCUGA
Messenger RNA from Nakaseomyces glabratus, 1488 nucleotides. RefSeq names its product 17-beta-hydroxysteroid dehydrogenase-like protein (gene MRX18). Gene Ontology annotation, cellular component: cell surface; extracellular region. Gene Ontology annotation, biological process: glucan catabolic process. Gene Ontology annotation, molecular function: glucan endo-1,6-beta-glucosidase activity. Lineage: Eukaryota; Fungi; Ascomycota; Saccharomycetes; Saccharomycetales; Saccharomycetaceae. The record is from RefSeq and is a predicted model, not a curated record.